GUGCCUCUGAGAACUGUGAGGCUUACGAAGAUUCUGAUGGAGAUUUGCAUUCACAGAAAACUUGCAUACAAUUUUGUUGCGGAACCUGCACCAACCGUUAUUGUUGCUUGGACCCUUUAAAAAGAAAUAAUCAAUUUCUCUGUUCUUGGCCCAAGUUGGGAAGUGUAUUUCCAUCUUUCAAGCCAGAAGCAUUCAAGAUAGAUUUGGACGAUUCGUAUCCACCUGGACCCAGUGGGACAGUUAUAGCGAUUGGCGUUUCAAUUUUCAUCCUGUUUGUAGUAGCCAUCAUUCUCUGCUUCACCUGCUCAUGUUGCUGCCUGUAUAAAGCCUGCCGAAGGAGACCACAGCCUGUUGUGACCACAGCUACAACUGUAGUGCAGAUGCCCUACCCUCAACAGCCUGGGACACCAGCUGUUUAUCCCGGAGGAGCAUACCAAGGAUACAAUCCGCUGCCGGUGCAGCCCCAGCCCAGAAUGCCAGUGGCACCCUACCCAACCCAGCACCCUCCGCCCUAUCCUAUGCAGCCUGCAGGGCCACCGCCAUAUCAUGAAACAGUGGCAGCUGGUGCUGGAGCUCCUGUAGUUCAACCGCCUUAUAACCCAGCAUAUAUGGAUCCUCCAAAGCAUUCCUAUUAAAUGGACUUUUGCUGUGUGUCUGUGUGGAAACCUCUGCCUUUUUCAUGUGGAGUUCUUUCUUAAAAUACCAUUCUGAUAUAUCUGUUUGGAGGAAUGGGCCAGAGUUUAGACAACUGUUCUUUACAGUGUAUUGAGAAGUGCAAGAUAUUAGGAUCAAGCGAUUAAAAAUUGACUUAAAAAAAAAAAGCGGGGGGGGUCUAAGAAAAAACUUAAAGGUAAGCAUUGUGAAUAUAAUUGUAUUAAAUAGCAACAAGCAUUUGGGGCAUUAUUUUGCCAUUUUUCCAACAAAAUCAAUUUACAAUUGGCUAUUCUCUUUCCAGUUUAGCACAGAAGAGCAACAUCUGUGGCAAAGCAAAGUAUGUUUUUGAAGUAAUAGGGAAAUAGCUCUUUAGCAAGAAAUGGGGCAUGUUGUUAAAUAAUAUCCCUGUAUUUCUCCAUCAUGCAGCAAUUGCACAGCCAUUCAGUAUAACUUUCCAGUGCAAAUAUUUGAAUGUCAUUGGAAUGUUGUCACUAUACCAAAAAUCUUGCAUGGAAAUCAUUGCAUGGAAAUUGUUGAAUGGGAUCAUUUAUCAGCUUUCUGUAUUCUGCAACAAAACAUUACAGCAUAUUGUGCUCUUGUAUAAAAAGAGCAGGAUUCAGAUCAAACACAGAUAAAUAAUAUGAUGACCACCUCUACUUUUAUCUGUAGUUCCCAGAAUCCCUUGCCCUUAGCACCCAGAGCCUGCUGGGAAUUUAAAUCCAGCUGGAGGAAUGUCAAAUUGCCUAGUUCUGCUCUCGGGCAUUUCAUUCCUUCCCACAUUAACCAUUUUUCUUUUCCAACUGACAGUCAGUUUCCUAUAGGCAUGUAUUGUCUUGAGCAAGGUGGUUUUGAUUAGAGCCUGGCUAUGCUAUUGGAAGGAGGAAAUAUCACAGUGAUAAUAUUUUGUUAACUGAGUGCUUUGCUGCCAUUUGAGAAUAAUCCAUUUCUCAGUUGAAAGGAGUUUUUCAACUACUUACUGUAUUCCCUAUUUCCUUGGAGUUUGUAUAAGCAGAGAGAGAGAGAGAGAGAUGAAGUUCUGUCCUGAAAUACAAACAUUAUUUGUAAUACAUUUGGUGUCCUAUGACUUAUAUGCAAGUGGAAAUGUUUCAAAACUCUUUAUAUAUUAAUAUAGAGCCUAUUUGAUAAGGAAGAAAACCUAAGCCUGGGCUUUCACCCCAGGAAAAUAGAUGACCCCCAAUCUCUGCAAAGUUACAGCAAUCCAAAGGAAAACAACUUUGCUCCAAAUAAAGUGGCACAGAGCCCAAAAUAAACCAAUGCAGCUCACAAAACCAGCCAACUUUGUGAGAUUAGGUAAGUCUUGUGCAGAAAUACCCCAGCCAAGAGAAACCUGGUUUCAUAGCUUUUUUUUUUUAUUGCAAAUAGUUUUGUGUAGUUACAGGAUUAUAGUCCUGGUGUUUGUCUGAAGAAUGUUUCUGUAACCUUUGUGUCUUCUUAAAGCUUCCAGUUUCAGUUCCAUUUUCCUAUUUAAGGUACUUGCAGAAUAAUUAAGACUUGUCCAAUAAAUCCUACUGAAUUUUAUAGGACUUUCAUUUAAUAUGUAGGAGACUCUACUGUAAACUUACACAGGCUGACUUCUCUUCAGAAAGAUCUAGUAUCUUCUCUGUAUUAAUGGCUUGUAUCAGCCUUUCCCAAACCAGUAUUCUUGAGAUAUGGUGGUUUUAUGGCCAUGCUUGCUUGGAGGUAUUGUGAAUUACAGUCCAACAAGAUAAAGGGCAUUUGCCUGAGAGAAGUAGGCAACGCUAUAUUACAGAAAAAUGAGAGGAUAUCAGAAAUUCAAAAGCUGGGAUACAUUUUUUCACACACAUGUGAGUGAUAGAAUAC
This is a messenger RNA of Python bivittatus (Burmese python), 2496 nucleotides long. Lineage: Eukaryota; Metazoa; Chordata; Lepidosauria; Squamata; Pythonidae. The record is from RefSeq and is a predicted model, not a curated record.